This is a messenger RNA of Pelmatolapia mariae (spotted tilapia), 3402 nucleotides long. It is a transcript of the gene man2b1, whose product is annotated as mannosidase, alpha, class 2B, member 1. The transcript is spliced from 23 exons. The record is from RefSeq and is a predicted model, not a curated record. Gene Ontology annotation, molecular function: carbohydrate binding; alpha-mannosidase activity. The coding region runs from base 129 to 2963 and encodes 944 amino acids. Gene Ontology annotation, cellular component: lysosome. Gene Ontology annotation, biological process: mannose metabolic process. NCBI's taxonomy places the organism in Eukaryota, Metazoa, Chordata, Actinopteri, Cichliformes, Cichlidae.
GCAGGUCGCAGCAGCUGGCUACAGCUCUCCUGUUUAUCCUCAGCGUGGUUUUAAGUUUUCCUCUCGGCGAGAAGAAAACAGACGUUCCAACCUGCGGAUACGAGUCAUGUCAUGCCACCAAGCCGGGCAUGUUGAAUGUCCACCUGGUCCCGCACACACAUGAUGACGUUGGCUGGCUCAAGACUGUGGACCAGUACUUCUAUGGAGAUCGUAAUGACAUCCAGCACGCUGGUGUUCAGUACAUCCUGGACUCAGUUGUGGAUCAGUUGUUGAAGAAUCCAGACAGGAGGUUCAUCUAUGUGGAGACGGCCUUUUUCUACCGCUGGUGGAAGAGUCAGAGCUCCAGCAUGCAGCAGACAGUCAAACAGCUGGUUAACGAAGGCCGUCUGGAAUUUGUGAAUGGUGGUUGGUGUAUGAGCGACGAGGCUGCCACACACUACAGCGCCGUCAUUGACCAGAUGACCAUUGGUCUGAGGUUCCUUAAUGAGACUUUUGGAGCCUGUGGCCGUCCCCGCGUCGCCUGGCACAUCGACCCCUUUGGCCACGCCCGGGAACACGCCUCCAUGUUUGCACAGAUGGGAUUCGAUGGCUUCUUCUUUGGUCGUCUAGACUAUCAAGACCGGGCUCGCAGGAUGAGGGAUAAGGAGCAGGAGCUUCUAUGGAGAGCCUCCGACAGCCUCACUCCUCCAAUGGCUGACCUCUUUACUGGGAUCCUUCCUAAUGGCUACAACCCUCCUGAGGGCUUCUGCUGGGACCAGCUCUGCAGUGACCCACCUAUCAGAGACGAUCCUGAUCUUGAAGACUAUAAUGUUGAUGAUGUGGUGGGACGCUUCCUCGUCAUCGCCAACAGUCAGUCUACGGUCUAUAAGACCAACCACAUCAUCAUGACCAUGGGCUCAGACUUUCAAUAUGAGAAUGCCAACCUGUGGUACAAGAACCUGGACAAGCUGAUCCACUAUGUAAAUGCCCGGCAGGCAAAUGGCAGCAAAGUCAACGUGCUCUACUCUACACCGUCCUGUUACCUGCAGGAGCUGCACCGAGCAAACCUCACCUGGCCUUUGAAGACAGAUGAUUUCUUCCCCUAUGCAGAUGACGCUCAUGAUUUCUGGACUGGCUACUUUACUAGCAGACCAGCGCUGAAGCGAUAUGAGAGGAUCAGUAACAGCAACCUGCAGACUUGUAACCAGCUGGAGGUAUUUGGUGGUCCAGCUUCCAGGAAAGGACCCUUUGGGGAAGGUGAAAGCCAGACGAUGAAGAAAGCCAUGGCUGUGGCUCAGCACCAUGACGCUGUGUCGGGCACAGAAAAGCAACACGUAGCAAAUGACUACGCCAGGAAGCUUGCUAACGGCUGGCAACACUGUCAGGUUUUAGUCAGUAACAGUCUGGCUGCUCUCAGCGGCUUGUCUGCUGAGCGAAUCUACUGUGAUAACCUCAAUGUCAGCGUGUGUCCUCUCACUGAAUCCAGCAAGAAGUUCUCAGUCAAUGUGUACAACCCUCUCGCUCGGCCCGUCACUUGGCCCGUCAGGCUGCCGGUCAAUGGAACAGCGUACAGCGUGUCAGAUGCUAGUGGCAAAGCGGUGGACUGCCAGGUGGUUCACGUGUCACAGGCCACUCACGAAGUUAGAAGACAACGAGGCUUUGCAGUCAAUGAGCUGGUGUUCCAGGUUCAGGCACCUCCUCUGGGCUACACCACGUACACGGUGGCCCUGAUCCCGGACGGACCUCCACCUGCACCUGCACAGCAGCGCGCACCCACAGUGAUCCAGAAUAAGUUCCUACAAGUGACCUUUGACCCUGAGACAGGCCUGAUAAGCAGCCUAAACAAUCUGGAGACCAAACAGAGCAUCAAACUGACACAGAAUUUCUACUGGUACAACGCCAGUGACGGUAACAACGUAGAGAGCAAGCAGCCUUCCGGAGCCUACAUCUUCAGACCCAACUCUUCCACACCUUUCAUCAUCAGCCGGACGGCCAAGACGGAGAUCAUUAAGACGUCAGUGGUGCAGGAGGUGAGGCAGUGGUUUGCUCCCUGGGUGUCUCAGGUGGUUCGUCUCUAUGCUGACAGCAGAGCUCUGGAGCUCGAGUGGACUGUGGGACCUGUGCCGAUAGAUGACAGCUUGGGGAAGGAGGUGAUCACUCGUCUGGACACCAGUAUCAAAACCUCUGAAUAUUUCUACACUGAUUCCAACGGCAGAGAAGUUCUGCAGAGGAAGAAAGACUUCCGGCCCACCUGGAACCUGAAACAGUCAGAACCCAUUGCUGGAAACUACUACCCAAUUAACUCUCGCGCUUAUAUCAAGGAUGAUGUGGACCAACUCACUGUGGUAACGGAUCGCUCUCAGGGUGGAGCCAGCAUCCAGAAUGGUUCACUGGAGAUCAUGCUCCACCGCCGGCUGCUCCACGAUGAUUACCGUGGUGUUGGUGAACCUCUCAACGAGAUCUCUGGCAUCUUCCCAGACGGGCUGGUGGUCCGCGGCCGCCUCCUGCUCACCCUCGAUCCCCCGCAGACUGCUGCCGACACGCACCGCCCCCUCGCAGAGGGGAUGGUGUUGCAGCCGCUGCUUACGUUUACUGAUGGAGAUCUGAAGCCAAACACUCAGCUGGAGUUCUCAGGGCUCCUGGCUGCACUGCCCCCUGCUGUCCACCUGCUGACACUCAGUCAGUGGGAUGAAGACUCAGUGCUGCUGAGACUGGAGCAUCAGUACCAGAGCUCAGAGAGCAAAGUGAGCUCUCAGCCAGUCACAGUCAGCCUGCAGAAGCUGUUUUCAACUCUGGAGGUUCUGGGUGUGGCUGAGUUGAACCUGUCGGCCAAUCAGUGGAAAGAUGAGAUGAAACGUUUUGACUGGACUCCUGAGAAAGGAGAAAAGCCCCUGCUGAAGACAUUUCAAGACCCCUCCACGUGGGAGGUGACCUUAAGGCCAAUGGAGAUCCGAACGUUCCUUCUCAAAGUCAACCUUAGAUAGCCAAUCACACAUGAGAUUUUAUAGGAUGAAUUAUCGUAUAUUGACAUUCCUGUGGCUUGUUUACAUUGCUGAUUUAAUAAAGUGAGGAUUUUUAGGGGGAAAAAAGAUGAAUGAGAAGUUGUAUUCACGCUGCCUAGGACUUAAAAUCGGAUCACAGCUGUAGCCCGGACUGACCUGGGCAAAAGUCAUUUCAGGAUGCCUUCAGACUUUGAUACAGAAUAUCUGAUUAAGAUUGUCGUAAGACUGAAUUUGUUAAAGCUGCCUUUAACAUUUUUGAGAACAUUUACAUUUGUGGGGGGUUUUUAUGUGCUGUUGCAGUAACAGAAUAUCGUCUCCCACAAAGUGAUAUGUGCAAUAAAGCAUAAUCUUUGCAUUUCUGCCAUGUUGUAUAUACUUUGAUUUUUCUACUUAUCAAGAAGCAGCUAAUAAUAAAAAUCAA